UUACUACACCGACCAACUUACGUUUACCCAACGAAUCUCGCUUGGUUUGAUUGCAGUACUCGAAUCACAAUCCUCCAUACCCUAAGUCCAUCAUCUUCUCCAUUUCGAUCAUAUAAUUAAUUCAAUCCACACCUUCUUUCACCGACCACUCAUCAAUGGAACCUUACUUGUGCUCACGUCACACCCUUUUCUCCAUUUAUUACUUUCUACAGUACCGUACAUUCCCUCUGCGUCGUCAAUAUUCGUUCUCGAUAACUACACACCCAUAUUAAUACAAUAAUAACUUCUGGAUAACGUAAGCAUUACGCCUGCCAGUUUGCCAAUCCAUAUACAUUAGUUGGAUGUAUAAUUGCUGUUGUGAAUGAAGUGAACACCUAUGGGGAAUUGCCAAGCGGCUGAGGCGGAGACGGUGGUCAUCAUGCUUCCAGGUAACAAGAUUGAGAGGAUUUAUCGGUCGGUCAGUGUUGGUCAUGUCAUGAAUUCACACCCCGGACAUUAUGUAGCGGUUUUCGUGGCGGCACAUGGAGAGAGGUAUGAGAACGGAUUGCCUGUGAAGCGGUUGAAGCUUCUUCGGCCCGACGAUUUGUUGCUUGUUGGUAAAGUUUACCGGCUCAUCCGCUUCGAAGAUAUACUGAAAGAGUUUGCAGCGAAGAAGUGCGUAAAACUAGGGAAAUUGUUGAAGGAAAGAGGAGUGAUGGUGUUGGAGACGAAAGGCCUCGCCAGUGCUCCGAUGAAGGAACCGAAUGCAUCAGCCCUGAAGAGCAAGAAAGGCGGAAACAACAGGAGCGGGGCGGGGGGUCGGAACAGGAAGCAUCAUGUGCAUCAACAUCAAUGGAAACCGGCCUUGAAGAGUAUUUCAGAAAAUGAAAGUUGAAUAAAGUUUCAUCUUCCUAUUGUCAUAAACUUGAAGUUUGUAGUUAAUAGUGUGAUGAAGGUGGAGAUUAAUUGUGCUUAGCUAGUGAUGUUAUGCAUGAGUGAAUCUUGAUGUCUAAAGACUUAAAAUCAUGAGUAUUGAUGAAAUGAUCCUCUGACGGGUCAAAGAGCCAUGAAUUGGGUUAAA
Molecule: messenger RNA, 1060 nt
Organism: Helianthus annuus (common sunflower)
Lineage: Eukaryota; Viridiplantae; Streptophyta; Magnoliopsida; Asterales; Asteraceae
Exons: 3
Coding region: 377-874 (165 amino acids)
Source: RefSeq, a predicted model, not a curated record